Momordica charantia (bitter melon) is the source of this 5684-nucleotide messenger RNA. It is a transcript of the gene NRPA1, whose product is annotated as nuclear RNA polymerase A1. Gene Ontology annotation, cellular component: RNA polymerase I complex. Lineage: Eukaryota; Viridiplantae; Streptophyta; Magnoliopsida; Cucurbitales; Cucurbitaceae. Gene Ontology annotation, biological process: DNA-templated transcription. The record is from RefSeq and is a predicted model, not a curated record. Gene Ontology annotation, molecular function: DNA binding.
ACCGUCUCUUGCUUCCCCUCAAAUCUCUCGUCUUCUUCACUCGUCCCCUGCCAUCCGCCGCACAGGUGCUCUUUGCCGCCGCCGCCGCACCGUUGUUCUUCGCCGCCGUCGUACUGCUGUUCUUCGCCAUCCUCAAAUCGCGUGCCUUUUGUGGUCGCCGUUCAUAUGCUGAUGUUCGACUUCUUUCAAUCCUGCUCUUGCUCUAUAUUUUUUCCCUCUCUGGCGCACGCCGACUUUUGAAGACUAAAGUAGUUGGAGUAGCUUGUCACUGCCAUGGCUCAGACCACAGAGGGUGCGUCCGAGUCGGUCGAGGCGGUCGCUUUCAGUUUCAUGACUGAUGAGGAGGUUCGUAAACACAGUGCUGUGAAAGUUACUGCGCCCAUAUUAUUAGACGGUAUGGGCAGACCGGUAUCUGGCGGACUUUAUGAUCCGGCAAUGGGUUCUUUAGACGAUACAACACUUUGCAAAUCAUGUGGACAAAGGCCUUUAUACUGUCCUGGUCAUUGUGGUCACAUUGAUCUUGUUUCACCUGUGUAUAACCCCUUGCUAUUUGUCAUUCUCCAUAAUAUUCUACAACGUACUUGUUUCUCUUGCCACCAUUUUCGGGCUGGUGAAUCCCAGGUUGAAAAAUGUGUAUCUCAACUAGACCUCAUUUCAAAUGGUGAUGUUGUCGAGGCCAAAGAGUUGGAUUCGGAGUGGCUAAGUGAGCCUUCACAUUCAAAAUAUAGCAAUGGAAGGCAGAACAUGCAACCAGGAAAAUGGACUUCUCUCCAAUUUUCUGAAGCCAUAUCAGUUGUGAAUAAAUUUUUGAAGCCCAAACAGAGAGAAUGCAAAAAUUGUGGUGCCAAAAAUCCUAAGAUUAGUAGACCAACUUUUGGUUGGCUUAACAUGAGUGGCUUGCCUGGAGCCCAUAAGAGGGCGAAUGCCAUUAGAGGUUGCAAGCCUGUGAGUGUAAUUAGUGGGGCUGAAGGAAUAUCCUCGCUUGAGGAAGAGACUACAUUUUCGCACACUACUGUUAUCAAUACAUCGGAAGGGGAUGCAUUCGAUGACACUGCGACCAAAGCCCCUACAGAAGACUCUGAGGAAGUUCCUCCUGAAGUCUUCAUGCAAAAGAAUUUCUCCUCAGGACAUUUGAUGCCAUCUGAGGUUAAAGUUAUCAUGAGGCAAUUGUGGAAAAAUGAGGCUACGCUAUGCUCGUUUAUUAGUGAUAUUCAGCAUCAGGGACAUGGAAAAAAAGCAGGCCACUCCAUGUUUUUCUUAGAGAAUGUUCUAAUCCCUCCAAUUAAGUUCCGACCCCCUGCAAAAGGAGGUGAUUCUGUAAUGGAGCAUCCUCAAACUGUGUUACUGAACAAGGUGCUACAGUCCAAUAUUUCAUUAGGAAAUGCUCAUGCUAACAAAUCAGAACACUCAAAGAUAGUGAGGCUAUGGAUGGAUCUUCAGCAGUCUGUCAAUGUUUUGUUUGAUAGCAAAACUGCAGCUGGUCAAAAAGAUAUUUCUGUGGGAAUAUGUCAGUUAUUGGAGAAGAAGGAAGGCAUGUUUCGUCAAAAGAUGAUGGGAAAGAGGGUUAACUUUGCAUGCCGAUCUGUCAUUUCACCGGAUCCCUACUUAGCAGUUAACGAAAUUGGAAUUCCCCCUUAUUUUGCUUUGAGAUUAAGCUAUCCAGAGAGAGUGACUGCUUGGAAUGUUCAAAAGUUACGAAAUGCUAUAAUCAAUGGUCCGGAAACCCAUCCAGGAGCCACACACUACAUUGAUAAGUUAGCUACCGUGAAGUUGAACUUGAAGCCAAGCCGGAAAUCACGCAUUUCAAUCUCGAGGAAAUUACCAUCCUCUCGCGGUGUGGUUGUGGAUCAAGGAAGCGGCGAUUAUGAAUUUGAAGGGAAAAUUGUGAAUCGGCAUUUGCAAGAUGGAGAUAUCGUUCUUGUGAAUCGACAGCCUACACUUCACAAACCUAGUAUAAUGGCUCAUGUUGUUCGUGUCUUGAAGGGAGAGAAAACUAUUCGAAUGCACUAUGCAAAUUGCAGUACGUAUAAUGCUGAUUUUGAUGGUGAUGAAAUGAAUGUUCACUUUCCACAAGAUGAAAUUUCUCGUGCUGAAGCUUACAACAUUGUGAAUGCAAACAACCAAUAUGUAAAACCUACCAGUGGUGAACCCAUCAGAGCCUUAAUUCAGGAUCACAUUAUAAGUGCUGUACUUCUCACGAAGAAGGAUACUUUUUUAAAUUUUGAUGAAUUUAGCCAGCUUCUGUAUAGUUCUGGCAUUUCAACAUCAAGACCAUGUGCUUCUUCAGAGAAACCUGGGCAGAAGGUUUUCACUUUAGACUUUGAAGCUGAGAUGCUACCUGUUCUUCCUGCUAUAUGGAAACCAGAGCCUCUUUGGACAGGGAAACAGGUUGUUACAGCCUUAUUGGAGCACAUCACUAGAGGCUCCCCACCAUUUUGUGUGGAAAAAGAUGUUAAAAUUCCACGUGGUUUUUUUAAGUGCAGACAUACGGGGAAUAAUUCUUCCAAAGUCAAGGUGGUUGAUGGUGAUAAAUCAAAGAGAAAGAGAACUUGGAAUGAAAAUAGGUUGGGAAAAAGUGAAGUUCCUGAUGAAGGGAAUUCAAAGAAAAAGGAGUACUCAAAGCUUGAUAAAUUGAAGGCAGAGCAUUUGGAUGAUGAUAGCUUACUGAUAUUUAAAAAUGAAUUGGUGCGAGGUGUCAUAGAUAAGGCUCAAUUUGGUGACUAUGGCUUAGUGCAUACAGUGCAUGAGCUUUACGGUUCAAAUACAGCUGGCCUGUUGCUUUCUGUAAUGAGUCGUUUGUUCACCGUUUUUCUUCAGAUGCAUGGGUUCACAUGUGGAGUAGACGAUCUUUUGCUGUUGGAAUGUAUGGACAAGGAAAGGGAGGAGCAACUCCAAAUCUGCGAGAAAAUCGGUGAACAGGUGCAUCUGGGAUUUCUUAAGGUCAAGGAUGGCGAAAAAUUAGACCCAAUGACACUGCAAUUGAAUAUUGAAAAAACUAUUUGUGAUAAUGGAGAACCUGCAUUAACAUCAUUGGAUAGAAAAAUGACCAGCCAACUUAAUGAAAGGACGGGAAACUCUAAGGUCCUCAAAGAUUUGCUGUCUGAGGGCUUACUAAAACCGUCAGUAAAGAACUGCAUUUCUCUGAUGACGACAUCUGGGGCUAAAGGUGGUACGGCUAAUUUUCAACAAAUAUCUUCACAUUUAGGCCAGCAGCAGUUAGAAGGCAAGCGAGUUCCCAGAAUGGUCUCAGGAAAGACCUUACCCUGCUUUCCGUCUUGGGAUUGGGCAUCACGAGCUGGAGGGUUUAUUGUUGAUCGCUUUCUUACUGGUCUUCGACCUCAAGAAUAUUACUUCCAUUGCAUGGCUGGCCGUGAAGGGUUGGUUGAUACAGCAGUCAAGACAUCUCGUAGUGGAUAUCUUCAAAGAUGCCUAAUAAAGAAUAUGGAGUCUCUAAAAAUUUGUUACGAUCACACUGUUCGUGAUGCUGAUGGCUCCAUUAUUCAAUUUCAAUAUGGCGAGGAUGGCAUAGAUGUCCAUAAAACAGCAUUUAUUACAAAAUUUGAAGCACUUGUAGCUAACCGAGAUAUGCUAUACCAAAAAAGUCAUCAUCAGCUUGGCAAGUAUAAUAUAUAUAUCAAUGAGUUGCCUUCAGCUCUUCAAGAGAAAGCAGAGGUCAUAUAUAAUUCCUUCUCGAAGGACAAGGCUCCUGGUCUGGUACAAAAAGAUGACUUUUUCAGGCUGUUGGAGAAUAAGUACCUGUCAAGUCUUGCACAGCCUGGAGAACCAGUUGGCGUACUUGCUGCUCAGUCUAUCGGAGAGCCAUCAACACAGAUGACGUUGAACACGUUCCAUCAUGCUGGGCGUGGUGAGAUGAAUGUGACACUUGGAAUCCCACGCCUUCAAGAGAUCUUGAUGACGGCUUCACAUGAUAUCAAGACACCAAUUAUGACAUGUCCAUUACGAGAUGGCUACUCAAUGGAUUAUGCAAAGUGUCUUGCUAAUAAGUUGAAGAAGAUUACAGUAGCUGACAUAAUAGAGAGUAUGGAAGUAACUGUCGUGCCAUUUUCUGUACGGAAGCGGGAGAUAUGCAGUAUUUAUAAGCUUGAAAUAAAAUUUUACCCACUUGAGAAUAAUCCACAGCAUGGUCAUGUAUCUUCAGAAGAUUUGGAAGAAAUUUUGGAAUUUGUGUUUGUUAGGGAGUUGGAAGAUUCAAUCCAAAAUGAAAUGAUCUUGCUAUCCCGAAUUAACGGUAUAAAAAAUUUUGUGCCCGAUUCACAAUCACAGGGCUCGAGUGAAAGAGAUGAAGUUAGUAGUUCACAACAUGAAGAAAAUGAUGAUGAUGAUAAUGUUGGUAAUGACGUGGAUGCUGCUGAAGAUCUUGGUUUUGAUAUGAAAAAGCAAAAACUGCGAGCAACGGAUGAGAUGGAUUAUGAAGAUGAUUCAGAUGAGGAGCUUAAUGCCAAAGCACCAUCAGCAGGAUUUGAAAGUGAAGUUGAUCAAGGUGAUGAAGUUGAAAUCACCAAUGAUGAUAUCAUGGAUAUCGCUAAAGACAGUACAUCUGAGAAUCAAACUGAGAUAACAGAUGUCUCGAAGUCCAAUUUGAAAGGGAAAACACCCAAAACAGCAAACAAAAAGAAGAAGAGAGCUAAAUUAGAAUUCUCUAGGAAGGACUAUGAUAGAGCAAUUUUUGUUGCAGCCAAAGGAAAUCACUUUGAGGUUCAUUUUAAGUUUGCCAAUGAACCUCAUAUUUUACUGACCCAGGUUGCUCAAAAAACGGCCCAGAAGGUGUCUAUCCAAAGCUCUGGCAAAAUUAUCCGCUGUCAACAAAUCACCUGCAAGGAAGGUCAGGUAAUAUACCAUGGGAAUAAUGUCAAGGAAAGAAAGAAAAUGAAACUAGAAGAGAAGGAAAAGAUUCCUGCAGUACAGACCACUGGAGUCGACUUUCGGAUGCUCUGGGAGUUACAAGACGAGCUCGAUGUUCGAUAUAUAUAUUCCAAUGACAUCCAUGCCAUGCUAGAAACAUACGGAGUGGAAGCUGCUAGGGAAACCGUAAUGAGAGAGAUACAAAAUAUCUUCAGUUCAUAUGGGAUAUCUGUCAAUAUUCGACACCUAACUCUCGUUGCUGAUUAUAUGACUCAUUCUGGCGGUUACCGACCGAUGAGUCGACUAGGAGGCAUAGCCGAGUCGAUAUCUCCUUUCAGUAGAAUGACAUUUGAGACAGCUUCGAAGUUCAUUGUUCAAGCUGCAUUUCAUGGGGAGAUAGACAACUUGGAAACUCCAUCUGCUAGAAUUUGUCUGGGUUUGCCAGCAAAGAUGGGUACCGGUAGCUUUGAUUUGAUGCAGAAAAUCGAAGUCUGAUGAGUGGUAAUUCUUGGCCUCAUAUUCUUGAGUUUUGAAUCAUUUAAUUAGUUUUGGCAUUAGAAGAGAGCGAGUUCUGCGGAUGUAAAUUUUGGAUGCUAUAAGAUUUUGUAUCAUUAGCUUACCAUUGUAUCACUUAUAUUGUGUUUACAUAUAGAAACACGUGUGCAAGAUUAUUAACAAGCCCAAAAAUGGCUCAGAAAUUUUGUCCUGUUGAGAAAUAUUUGAACAAUGGAGCCAUGUAAAAAGACUACUAGAAAUAUUUAAGCAUAUUGUGUUGAUCAAUGACAACAAUCUAAUCCAUUUGUAUUGGAUUCCGUUGUCUA